Messenger RNA from Rosa rugosa (rugosa rose), 868 nucleotides. RefSeq lists its product as uncharacterized. The record is from RefSeq and is a predicted model, not a curated record. NCBI's taxonomy places the organism in Eukaryota, Viridiplantae, Streptophyta, Magnoliopsida, Rosales, Rosaceae. Bases 199 to 519 code for a protein of 106 amino acids. The transcript has 2 exons.
UGAGAGGAGGUCCACGGAACGGUGAUUCGCUCUCAACCCAGGCGACGUUCAAUUCCGCCGUGAAGCCAGCGACGGUUGUGAAAACGGCGACGUUUAAUUCCGCCGGUGCAGCGACGUGCAAUUCCCGCCGUUGAAGAAAAGAAGGCCUCCGACUCCGAUCUCUCUGAAAAGAAAUAGAAAGCGAAGGGCUUGGAAGAGAUGAUAACGCGAUCGAAUCUGGCAGAUCAGUUGCGAGAGUAUCAGAUUCGAUCGAAGCAUGACUGGGCCUCCGUCUCUUUCUUCUCAUCCACCUCUAACCACACUUUGUCAAGGGUAGAUGUUGUGCUCUUUGUAAUAUGGGAAUUGGUAAUUCUAGCUUUCCUGGUGUUUUCAGCAGUUUCAUUGUACUUCAGGCAUAUGCGACUUGCUUUCAUCCUACUAUGUAUCGCAAUGCUUUUGCUUUUGUGUAUAAAAGUUACUAGGCAAGUGAAGUUGGCUAGGAAAAAGAAACGAAGGAUGCUUCUUCCAUUAUCUAUGUAAUACCAGAUGGAGACACGCAGUACGUGAAGUUAGCCAUGGAAGUUCUUGGCCAUUGCAAUUGAUCUGUAUCCCGACUAUCCCUUCUUUUGUUUUUAGUGUGUAAUCACACCUUCAAAAGUAGAAAGUACUUGAUGUGAUUACUCUUGAAGAUGCUGAUCAAAGUGGCAUGCUCAUCUUUCAAGAUAGAAAGAAUACGCAAGGGAGGAAGAAUGAUUAGUUGAAGGUACGGUUGCUUUUCUGCUACUAGUGAGGGUUUACGUUUUUUGGCCUACAAACUACUGAGAGAUUGAUGUUUAUCUUACUUAUCAACAAUACAAUGACAUAAGAAACAAACUGUUAUUACAUUUCA